AUGUCCGAUUCCUUCGACUACGCAAAGGCGUUCCCCAACCCGCCUGUCGUCAGAGACGCUCUUCUUGCCGAGCUCAAUGUCAAGCCCUGGCUCACUCAGACCCACGAGAGCUUCUACCUCAUCAACGCGACCAUUGUCGAUGCUGCUGGUGGCAAGCUCAUGGACGGGGAAUACGCCAUCAGGGUCGAGAAGGGCGAGAUCGUCUCGGUGGACGCGCAGAAGGGUGCUCGGCUCGACAAUGGCGUCAAGCAGAUAGACGUGAAGGGGAAGUUCAUCUGUCCUGGAUUGAUUGAUGCGCAUGUGCAUGUCUGCGCUGUACCUGGUGUUGCUACCAUGGGAGAUAUGGUCCGUCUCAACCCUCAAGUCGUCACCCUCCGCUCCACCUAUAUCCUCAAGGGCAUGCUCCAGCGUGGCUUCACUACCGUCCGCGACACCGGCGGCGCUACCAAGUUCAUCGCCAAUGCCAUCUCGGAAGGGCUCAUCGAGGGUCCCCGGCUGUUCCAGUGCGGCAAGGCGCUUUCCCAGACCGGCGGGCACGGCGACCUUCUCCCGGGCCAGUCCGGCGGAGACGGCACGGGCUGCUGCGGAGGAAACCACGCAGCUUAUGGUCGUACGGCGGACGGCGUACCGGCGUGUCUCAAGGCGGUACGGGAGGAGCUGAAGCAAGGGGCGGACUUUAUCAAGAUCAUGCUGGGUGGAGGUGUAUCGAGUGAGACGGACGCGAUCGACACGAUCCAGUACUCGCCUGACGAGGUCAGGGCGAUCACUUCUUCCGCGUGGCAGAUGGGCAAGAAGAUGUGUACCGCUCAUGCCUACACUGCAGAGGCGAUCAACCACGCUAUCGAUAAUGGAGUCAAGGGGAUCGAGCACGGAAACUUGCUGGAUAAGCCUACAGCUGAACGGAUGGCCAAAGAAGGCGUCUACCUCACCCCCACACUCAGCUGCUACGGUAUCAUGCUUCGCAAGCCAUUCGAAGACUUCCUCUCUCCCGACUGCCGCGACAAGUCCGUCGAGGUCAUGCAGGACGGCCUCACUGCUCUCAAGAUCGCCAACGAAGCUGGCGUCACUAUCUGUUACGGCUCCGACCUUCUGAUCUCGAUGCAGGCUCUUCAAACAGAGGAGUUUACGGUCCGAGCCAGUGUCAUCGACUCCCCUACCCUCCUCAAGCAAGCUACCAUCAACCCCGCCAAGAUGCUCAAACAAGAAGGACGUCUCGGUCUGAUCGCCAAGGGCGCUAUCGCUGAUAUUUUGGUGUUGGAGAAGAACCCAUUGGAGGACAUUACGGUGCUGGACAGGCCAGAAUUGUACCUCAAGGCGGUGUUCAAGGAGGGGAAGUUGUACAAGGGAGAUCUGUAG
Dioszegia hungarica is the source of this 1356-nucleotide messenger RNA. RefSeq lists its product as uncharacterized. NCBI's taxonomy places the organism in Eukaryota, Fungi, Basidiomycota, Tremellomycetes, Tremellales, Bulleribasidiaceae. Gene Ontology annotation, molecular function: hydrolase activity, acting on carbon-nitrogen (but not peptide) bonds. The transcript has 6 exons. Bases 1 to 1356 code for a protein of 451 amino acids. The record is from RefSeq and is a predicted model, not a curated record.